Molecule: messenger RNA, 1839 nt
Organism: Cyphellophora europaea CBS 101466
Lineage: Eukaryota; Fungi; Ascomycota; Eurotiomycetes; Chaetothyriales; Cyphellophoraceae
Exons: 1
Coding region: 1-1839 (612 amino acids)
Source: RefSeq, a predicted model, not a curated record
AUGGCUUUCGUCGAUGAUGAUUGGGAGGAGGUAUCCAUGCCUGUUCGCAGCAAGGCCAAAGCCAGAGCCUCCCCAACUGAAGCCCGUCUGUUGUACGAGGCAGUCGACAAGUACGCCCAGAAGCAAUUGAAGACACACACCUCCCGGAUCUUUACCACUGACCUGAACUACCGCGACCUUUGGUCAAGCUUCCUUGGAGGCCUCCCGGCAUCAAAACGUCAAGAGUACACCUGCCACCAAUGUCGGUCCUUUGUCAAGCGAGUGGGCAACCUCGCUCUCGUCAGCAAUGAUGGCACUCUCACCCCCCUCUUCUGGAGUACCCGCGAUGUCCCCGAAUCCAUGAAGGACGCUGUUGACAACCUCGCAAAACACUUCCAGAUCGCCAGAGUUGUGUCCGAAUAUAAGCCCGUUGUAGGGUCCAAAUCUCAGUGGGCUGGCAAGGAACUGUGCGGCGGCUUCCGACACUUCCAGUUCACCUUCCCUAGAAAUCGUACGACCCAAGCAGUCCCUCGCGGCGUCUCCGUGCUCUCGACACAGCAAGCGGCCGAGAUGCUCAACCGCGUACUCGCAGACUACUCGUUAGGUUCUAUCAAGAAAGCAGUACAGAUACUCACACAGCACAAACUUCCGAACGCGAGCAAUCACAUUAGCGCGGCCGAAUAUCUACUCAACAUCGUAUCUGACAACCAUAUCCCCAAAGAAGAUGGUGCGGUCCGCCACAACCUCCUGCACCGCGACGCAGCAAACGCUUUCGUGGGUUGUGUGUCACAGCUACGAUCAGGCCCCCUGUCCAUUUUGCUCGGCCUUCUGGAGUCUAACACCGCGUUCAGCGAGAUCCAGCGGCAAUGGACGUCCCUAACGGCGCCAGAGAACUACAUGCGUCCCACGGCGACCCCCAGCACUGGCAACGUCGAAGCCUCCGAACGACUAUUCACCGAGCUCGGCUUGACCGCAAACGACAUGCGCCGACGCUUCAUGUCCAUAGACGAGCUCCCCAACGACAUUUACCUCUGGCGGCGCAAGACAGCCACUACGCGGCCCAAGAAACCCAAGACCGAACUGAAGAUCUUUGGCUCAGUAGCCGCCGCCGCCGCCGCCACGCCCGCGUCCAAGACCGCCCGUCCCGCCGAAACCGACCUUCCCCCCACCCCCCUCAGCUUCACCAAGUUCGUCACAUCCGUCCUGCCACACGCCACGCGCGUCUGGGCCAAAGUGCACGCGCACAAGCCCAUCGCCUUCAUGAUCUCGGGACUGGAGGGCACCAUGCCGCUCAUGCAGUGGCACGACGACACCAACCGCGCCAGCAUGUACGUGUACACGACGCCGCGGCACGUGUCGCAGCACGGCCUGCAAGCCGACGCGUGGAACGAGGUGCGCGGCGUCGUGCCCAUGCCGUGGCUGUGGGACGUGGCGGGCACGGUGAAUUCGUUCCCGCUGCCAAGUAUGGAGGAGUUGAGGAAGGCUGGGGAUGCGGAGCAGGAGGGUGACGCUGGUGGUGGUGUUGAUGGGGGAGGAAAGCGCAGGGGAGGCUUGAAGUACUACCACACCAAGAACGGCCUGAGUCACGUGUUCCUGCUCGAUGGCGUCUACGACAAGUCCCUGCGCCAUUUGUGUUUGUUCCCCACGUGGCUGAGGGGCGAGUUGCAUGGGGCGCGCAAGACGAUCGAGCGCUACAGCGAGCUAUGGGAGAAGGAGCUGCCGGAGGGCAUCGAGGAGAAGGGCGGGUACGUGGGUGGUGUCAUCUAUGGCCAGUCUAAUAAGGCGAGUUUGGUUCUGAGGACGCAGGGAGGGAAGGAUGGGAAGGGCGAGGGCGUGUGGGAGGUGACUUGUUAUGAGUAG